GGUCGCGCACGCAGGCACGCAGAAGCUGUCACGUGGGGCGCCAAGGAUCGCAGUGCGCGUGGCCGCGGCGGCUGGUGUGAGGUUGAGUCAGUUGUGAGACCCGGAGCUGCUGACCUAGCGGGCGGCCCACGGACCCGGCGACAGAGCGGCAGGCCUCGGGGUACGGGAGCCUUGAGCUGGUCCCAUCACAGAACUCGGCCGAGCCGGCGCCGCCGUCCCCCGCCCCCAGCCAGCAAACCGCCGCCGCGGGCGCGCCCCCGCUCUGCGCUGUCUCUCCGAUGGCGUCCGCCUCUGGGGCCAUGGCGAAGCACGAGCAGAUCUUGGUCCUCGACCCGCCCACAGACCUCAAAUUCAAAGGCCCCUUCACAGAUGUAGUCACUACAAACCUUAAAUUGCGAAAUCCAUCGGAUAGAAAAGUAUGUUUCAAAGUGAAGACUACAGCACCUCGUCGGUACUGUGUGAGACCCAACAGUGGAAUUAUUGACCCUGGGUUGACUGUGACUGUUUCAGUAAUGCUACAGCCUUUUGACUAUGAUCCCAAUGAAAAAAGCAAACACAAGUUUAUGGUACAAACAAUUUUUGCUCCGCCAAACACUUCAGAUAUGGAAGCUGUGUGGAAAGAGGCAAAACCUGAUGAUUUAAUGGAUUCUAAAUUGAGAUGUGUUUUUGAAAUGCCCAAUGAAAAUGAUAAAUUGGGUAUAACUUCACCAGGGACUGCUCCGGCUGUCACUUCAAUGAGCAGCAUCAACAACACAGUUGCAACUCCUGCCAGUUAUAACAUGAAGAAUGACCCCAGGGGACUCAAUGUGUUCAAACAGGAGAAGCAGAAGAAUGAUAUGGAACCUAGCAAAGCUGUUCCACUGAAUGCAUCAAAACAAGAUGGACCCAUGCCAAAACCGCAUAGUGUUUCACUCAAUGAUACUGAAACAAGGAAACUCAUGGAAGAGUGUAAAAGACUUCAGGGAGAAAUGAUGAAGCUAUCAGAAGAAAAUCGACACCUGAGAGAUGAAGGCUUAAGGCUCAGAAAGGUAGCACAUUCGGAUAAACCUGGAUCAACCUCAACUACAUCCUUCAGAGAUAAUGUCACCAGUCCUCUUCCUUCACUUCUUGUUGUAAUUGCAGCCAUUUUCAUUGGAUUCUUUCUAGGGAAAUUUAUCUUGUAGAGUGAAGCAUGCAGAGUGCUAUUUCUUUUUUUUUUUCUCUUGACCAGAAAAAGAUUUGUUUACCUACCAUUUCAUUGGUAGUAUGGCCCACGGUGACCAUUUUUUUUGUGUGUACAGCGUCAUAGGCUUUGCCUUUAAUGAUCUCUUACAGUUAGAAAAUACAGUAAAAACAAACUGUUCGGCUAAUGGACAAAUUGUAUAUUACCAGAUCAUCACUAGCAGAUGUCAGUUGCACAUUCAGUCCUUUACGAAAUUCAUAAAUAAAGAAUUGUUCUUUCUUUGUGGUUUUAAUAAGAGUUCAAGAAUUGUUCAGAGUCUUGUAAAUGUUAUUUUAAUAAUCCCUUUAAAUUUUAUCUGUUGCUGUUACCUCUUGAAAUAUGAUUUAUUUAGAUUGCUAAUCCCACUCAUUCAGGAAAUGCCAAGAGGUAUUCUGUGGGUAAAUGGUGCCUCUUACAGUGUAAAUUUUCUCCUUUACCUUUGCUAAUAUCAUGGCAGAAUUUUUCUUAUCCCUUGUGAGGCAGUUGUUGACUGAGUUUUUUUCAUCCUUACAAUCCUGUCCCAUGGUAUUUAACAACAACAACAAAAAAAUAAAACUGUUAACAGAUUCUUGCUCAAUA
This is a messenger RNA of Pteropus alecto (black flying fox), 1780 nucleotides long. It is a transcript of the gene VAPA, whose product is annotated as VAMP associated protein A. The transcript is spliced from 7 exons. Gene Ontology annotation, cellular component: endoplasmic reticulum membrane; plasma membrane. NCBI's taxonomy places the organism in Eukaryota, Metazoa, Chordata, Mammalia, Chiroptera, Pteropodidae. Gene Ontology annotation, biological process: neuron projection development. The coding region runs from base 279 to 1163 and encodes 294 amino acids. The record is from RefSeq and is a predicted model, not a curated record. Gene Ontology annotation, molecular function: FFAT motif binding.